Messenger RNA from Schistosoma intercalatum, 882 nucleotides. The record is from the annotation of a GenBank genome assembly. NCBI's taxonomy places the organism in Eukaryota, Metazoa, Platyhelminthes, Trematoda, Strigeidida, Schistosomatidae.
AUGUCCUCUCAAGUUAAAGAAGAUUUAUAUGGUGUAUCAUGGUCUAAUCCAGCAUGGAGUCACUUCCUUUGUUCAGCAAACGUUCUCGACUAUUUUUGUGACCUUUCCAAUCCCUUUUAUGAUAGGCAGUGUAAUAAUGAGGUUAUUCGUAUGCAAAGACUCCAUCCUGAGCAACUGUUGUGCAUGACAGGUGUUGAGUUUUAUCUCCAUCACGCUCAAGAACCCAUACUGUUCAUAAUACGAAAGCAGCAACGUUUAUCUCCAACUCAAGUCACUCCAUUGGCUUAUUACUAUGUGAUUAAUGGGACAGUACUUCAAGCGCCAGAUCUUUCUACUCUCCUGAACUCUCGUUUGUUGACAGCGAUUGUAGGGUUGAAGAAAGUAAUCCAGACAUUAGGUCCUUGUGCUCGGUAUCAUCCUUCAGACGGUUCCUAUUCAUGGGAUGACCCUAAUGUUUUGCUUGGAUAUAAUAAAGAACCAGAUCAAACUUAUAUAAAAUCUCAGUCUACCUCAAGUACUGAAAGAGAUCUAUAUAAAAGUGCAAAUUUAUUUCAAGUUCAAAGAACAGAUACCCUACUUGCUGAUUGGAUGAAUCGUUUUCCUGUCCCAUCGGCAAGUUUUAUUCAAAAUCUGGCCAACUCAGGACAAACGUCAUCUGUACCGACAGUUACUUCUGCAGCUAACGCGAGUGGAGUCGUUUCUCUUACAUCAGCUCAAACUACAUCUUCUGGGAAAGAAGAAAAUCUUCAGAACAGCUGCAAUUCUCCAGCUAAGUUACCUACACGGCUGCCUACAUUACCCGGUGUUUCUGUUGUCCCAGGACCAUCACCAAGCACUUCAACGCAGCCAUCACUGCUUGUAGACCGAAAACCUCGUGUUUAG